Molecule: messenger RNA, 1989 nt
Organism: Colletotrichum orchidophilum
Lineage: Eukaryota; Fungi; Ascomycota; Sordariomycetes; Glomerellales; Glomerellaceae
Product: Pro-kumamolisin
Exons: 3
Coding region: 1-1989 (662 amino acids)
Biological process (GO): proteolysis
Molecular function (GO): serine-type endopeptidase activity; tripeptidyl-peptidase activity
Source: RefSeq, a predicted model, not a curated record
AUGAAGCUGAGCGCUGUAGCCACCCUUUUCACCGCCCUUGCGGCGGUGACCAUUGCAAACCCGGUGACACGGUCGCACAGCCACGUCGUGCACGAGGAGAGGCAUCCCGCACGAAGAGAAUGGGUCAAGAACCGCCGACUACACACUAUGGCCAGGCUGCCAGUUCGGAUCGGUCUUGCUCAAUCAAACUUAGACCGUGCAAACGAGUUCAUGAACGAUGUGGCACACCCCGACUCGCUCAAUUACGGCAAACAUUGGACCCACGAUGAAAUCGCAAAUAUGUUUGCGCCGACGCAAGAGUCCAUCGCUCUGGUCAUGCAAUGGCUUGAAAGCGAGGGGAUCCACCGGAAUCGUGUCGAGCUCACCAGAGGUCGCAACUGGAUCCAGUUCAACGGCACGGUAGGCGAGGUUGAGCGGCUCUUGAAGACCGAGUACCACAUGUACAAGCACGAACAAGGUCACAACCAUGUCGCCUGCGACAAGUAUCACGUUCCGGAGCAUCUGGUCCAACACAUCGACAUGAUCACGCCGACAGUCCACUUUGACCAGCGUAUCGGGGAGCAAAGGAAGAACACCAAGCAUGAUCUGGAAGAGCACCACAUCGAAGAAUUGAAGAAGCGGCAACUCAGAAAGCGCGAACUUCUUGCCAAGCGAGACGUUGCUACUGGCGGCAAGAACCCCGCCAUUCAGGGUAACCCAGACAGUGGCUUCGGACCCAAGCAGGGUGCAGUUGUCAUGAACGCUCUCAUGGAUCUCAACCAAUGCGACUCCAUGAUCACCCCGGAUUGCCUGCGGGCGCUCUACGCAACCCCUCCCGGGUCGCUCAAGGCAUCCAACAACACCCUCGGCAUCGUAGAGUACACACCGCAAGCUUUCCUUCAGUCGGAUCUAGACAUGUACUUCAACGAGUUUGAGCCUCGUGCGAAAGGUCAGGGUCCCAUUGUCAGUCUGGUCGGAAACGCCGUGGUGCAGACGACAAACCAGAGUUUCCGCUUCAACGGCGAGUCUGCGCUCGAUUUAGAAUUCGCCAUGGCCCUGAUCCACCCUCAGACAACAACUUUGUACCAGGUCGGCGAUCUCAGCCAGGGUGCUAGCUUCAACAACUUCCUCGACGCCAUUGACGGCAGCUACUGCACCUUCCGAGGAGGUGGUUCCAAGGAUCCUAACAUUGACGGACAAUACAGCAACAAGGUUUGCGGAUCAGCCCCAGCGGUGAAUGUCAUUUCUACGAGUUACGGAUUCAAUGAGGCAGAUCUCGGUCGCAAGUACGUUGAGCGCCAGUGUGCUGAGUACAUGAAGCUCGGCCUCGCGGGCGUCACAGUACUUUACUCCUCUGGUGACUCUGGUGUCGCCGGCAACGGCCAGCAAUGCAUCGACACCCAGACUGGUGCAUACAAUGAGGGCAAGCAGGGAAUCUUCAACCCUUCUUUCCCUGGCGGCUGCCCUUGGGUCACGUCUGUUGGUGCUACUCAGAUCCUGGAGGGAUCUACUGUCCACACCCCGGAGAGCGCCUGCCAAAAGGCCAUUUUCUCCGGAGGAGGAUUCUCCAACGUCUUUGCGGUUCCCGAUUACCAAAAGAAGAUGAUGGAGCAGUACUACGCCAAGAACGCGCCGCCGUACGGUGCAGACCGGUACAACAAUUCCAAGACGGUGCGAGGUUUCCCUGACAUUGCUGCUAAUGGCGCCAACUAUGUGACUGCUGUCAACGGCAAGUUCUCGUUGUCCUUCGGCACCUCAGCAUCGGCUCCUGUUGUUGGGUCCAUUGUCAAUAUGAUCAACGAAAAGCGCAUCGAGGCAGGCAAGAAGCCCGUUGGCUUCAUCAACCCAACGCUCUACGCGCACCCUGAGAUUCUCAACGACGUAACCAAUGGCGACAAUCCGGGCUGUGGCACCAAGGGGUUUUCUGCAGUCGCGGGAUGGGAUCCUGUCACCGGCAUGGGAACACCUAAUUUCCCUGAGAUGGAGAAGCUAUUCAUGAGCCUACCCUAA